AAUCGACUCAGAAAAUGAUCCUGAGCCGAUUGGUAUACUUUAUGAGGGGUAUAGUACCAAUAUUAUUGUGCGUUGCAAACAUCAGCACAAACCCAAUAUAACCUUCCACUAAAGUGAAGUAGGGUAUAGCAAGUGUUUAUUGUAUAAAAUAUAUAAAAUAUCAGUGGUUCUUAAUAGAGUUCUAUGAAACGAUUUUGGAACAAUUGACUUUUUGAAGUUAUUGACGUUUUUGAUAAAUCAAAGUAAAUCCACAAAAACAAGGGUUCUAUAAAUGUAGAUUUGAAUAAAAGAAUUUUUAUCGAAAAAUGUUGAACUCGAGUAUUUUGUUCAAAAUAUUCGAUUAUCUUUAUUGGGAAAAUUAAAGCAAAUCCAGUUUCCUUCCAGUCCUCUUGUGAACUGUGCUAUUCGAUAUUGAAAUAGAAAUCUACUAUUAAGAUUAAUAACGAAAUCGAAUUCGAUCACAUAUUCGCUUUGAAUUUAAAUUCAAUACAACAAAGUUGAUCACAUCGAUCAACAAACUGAUAGGAAUUGACAAAAAUUAAAAAUUUCUCUUAAAGUUUAAAUUAUUUGAGAAAUCAUGUAAUUGCUGCUAAGAGCAAACUAUGUUUUUAACUAUAAACAUAAGAACUUUAGUAGACUGUUGCAUAUAAGAAGAUAAUUUUUCACUCCAGAGCCAACAGUCGUGUUCAUAAUGUUUAUAUGAGAUUAUAUGUUGUCGCCAGCCGUCAUCCAAUUAUGAAGUUAAACAUUACAAUUGUUGUUAGCUUUCUUAAUCUAAUACUAAUAAUGCUAACAAUAGCUAAAGCUAAUCGCUAUCAAAAGACACAAUCCUACGGUAACAAUCGUUCUCAAAGAGGUCGAACUAGCACGCGUAGAGGACCGUGGGAAGGAUUUCCAAAUUGGCCGGGUAGAGAGGAAGAUUAUAUAGCCGACAAUUGGAGGCGUAAAUGUGCGAAAUAUGACAUAGCCAGUUCAGUUAAAAGUUACAUUACCGGAGGUAUCAAAGCCGAAAUGAAUAUGUUUCCCUAUUUAGUGGGUCUACUAAUGUACCAGCCACCGAGAGUAUAUCAAUGUGGUGGUACUUUAAUAACAGAGCGUUAUGUUUUAACAGCGGCUCAUUGUUUGUACAGAACUAUUGAGGCUCGGGUGUAUUUGGGUUCAUAUAUUUAUGCAGAUGCUGGAACUGCGGCAGCUGUAUACAACGUCACUGCCCGUGAUUUUAUCAUACAUGAACGUUAUGGUCUUCAGGGUUUUAAUGAUGAUAUUGCUUUGAUUAAUCUACAAAAGCCGGUCACUUUAACGGAUAAAAUAAGAUUAAUAACUUUAGCUCCCAGCUAUAUGACUCAAAUCUAUUUACAAGGUGAAAUUGUGACCGCCGCUGGUUGGGGUCGUAUUAGCGACAAUAAUACCAAAUUAAAUGUGGAUCUUUAUUAUACGGACACUCGCGUCAUAGGCUAUGAGAAGUGUAUGUGUUAUUAUUUACCCGGAUUAGUAAGUAGACGAGCACAUAUAUGUGUCGACGGCACUGGAGGUCGUGGCAGUUGUGAUGGUGAUUCGGGUGGACCUUUGGUGUUUAAACACAAAGAUAUGGAUUAUCAAGUGGGAGUGACAGCUUUUGGCAGUGCGGGCGGUUGUGAAAUUGGCUUUCCCACGGUAUACUCUAGAAUAACCAACUAUUUGAGUUGGAUUUCCCGAAAAACUGGUUUAAAGUUGCAAUAAACGUACACAAGUGUUUUUAAAAUUUGCAAUUUUUUUCCAUAUUUUUUAUUAAUUUUUUUUUUUAUAAAUAAAUUCUUACAAAGAACAUUUUCUCAUAAAAAUACUUAACCAAUUAGUUUUAUUUUUUGUGUAAUACAAAAAAAUUAUAGAAAAAUUUCAAGAAUCUUGUAUUGUUUCGAAAUUUCUGUUGUAUAAUGCUUAGAAAAAACUAAUAACAAAAUACUAAUUGUAAUAGCCAAUAAAUAACUAACUAAAAAUAUGUACUGUUCAACUGAAAAAGUAUAUGGAGUCAAGAACAUUGCGUAAAUCGAAAUCACCUUUUUGAGGCAUUUGGCAGAGCACACGAUUUAAAUGACGUUUCGAAAGAUCUUCGGCGGAAUCAUCAUGAGAAAAAUCACUGUAAAUGAUAAAAAUUAUAAAAAAUAAUUCUAAGAUAUUUGUGUUAAUAUACGUUACCUUUCUUUGAAA
Molecule: messenger RNA, 2187 nt
Organism: Lucilia cuprina (Australian sheep blowfly)
Lineage: Eukaryota; Metazoa; Arthropoda; Insecta; Diptera; Calliphoridae
Product: brachyurin
Exons: 2
Coding region: 700-1719 (339 amino acids)
Biological process (GO): proteolysis
Molecular function (GO): serine-type endopeptidase activity
Source: RefSeq, a predicted model, not a curated record